Letharia columbiana is the source of this 852-nucleotide messenger RNA. RefSeq lists its product as uncharacterized. The transcript is spliced from 3 exons. Lineage: Eukaryota; Fungi; Ascomycota; Lecanoromycetes; Lecanorales; Parmeliaceae. The record is from RefSeq and is a predicted model, not a curated record. Bases 1 to 852 code for a protein of 283 amino acids.
AUGACAUCCCCACCACCCACGCCCGCUCGCCUCACGACCCAAUCACCGAUGGAUCCACGCGUGGAACAUCAAGACCUUCUGCAGAACUUCCGCUUCACCGACCUCCCUGCCGAGAUCCGCAACCAAAUCUAUCGCUGCGUCCUCAUCCGCCACAGGCAGCCCGUCAGACUCAGCAGACUCCACGGGGGACCGACCCUCGACGACCUGGCUGUCGUCUUCACCAACCGCCUCAUCUACUCCGAAGCGAUGCCUGUUUUCCUCUCUGGGAACGCCUUCGCCAUUACAGGACAACGCAAGGAGCACACCUGGCUGCGCCGAAUGCGCCCCGAAGGACGCAGUGAGCUCCGCAACCUCACACUCGUGGUCGACCCGGCCGGGAGCAACCACGACUUCAGCCUCUACAACGCCUUGUCCCUGUGCCCGCGGGUGCACCUGACGCUGAUCGUCGGUCCGACCCGCUUGGCCGAGGCGGCGCUGGAGAAGAAGGGCAGUCUGCGCAACAUGCACGGGUUCGCGGCCGUGACGUCGGACGCGCUGCCGGAGGAAACGGAUCUCUGCCCGCACCAUCGCCGGCAGGGCGUGGCCGCGGGCUCGGAGGCGACGCAGCGGCGGGAUCGCAUGGGACGGUUUGAGCUUUUGCUGCGCCAGUUCGGGGCUCCGUGCGUGGGCGGGUGCGGCAGGGUGCACAAGGGGCGAGAGGGGACGCAUACGCAGGCUACGAUCCAUGUCUCGUUUGAAGGGGCCGUCUCUAAUCCAGGCUACCUGGAGCGGUCUGAGGUCUUCGAUGGAGACGAGUCAGGUUGUGAAGGAGGUUACAAUUCUGCGCUUUGCGCUUCCAGUCUCAGCACGUGA